GUUGUUUUCAAUUAUAUUUAUUUACUAUUACUAUAAAACUAUCUUUACCAAACUAACUUAAACUAAUUCUGAAAUAAAAGUUGUUAUGCCUACUGCUACUAAAUUUAUGUGAAACUAUUUUUGUAAAAAUGAGUGACUCUGAACUCGCUUAUGGGUCUUCUCUAACCGUUGACUCAAUUAAAGUUAUUGCAGAAAGUGUAGGAAUUGCAAAUCUAGGUGAUGAUGCAGCAAAAGAAUUGGCCGAUGAUGUUUCAUUUCGACUUAAAAUAAUUGUUCAAGAUGCAAUGAAAUUUAUGCAUCAUGCUAAGCGGCAGAAGCUGUCUAUAACUGAUAUAGACAAUGGUCUCAAAAUUAAAAACAUGGAGUGUCAGUAUGGCUUCAUACAACCUGAUUCAUUACCCUUCCGUUUUGCAUCUGGUGGUGGCAGAGAACUUCAUUUUGUGGAAGAAAAAGAAAUUGAUUUGUCAGAAAUACUGUCAACACCACCCCCAAAGAUUCCAUUGGAUGUUUCUGUCAGAGCUCAUUGGUUAAGUGUUGAUGGUGUACAGCCUGCAGUUCCGGAAAAUCCUCCUCCAUUAUCUAAAGAAGCUCAGAAGCUUGAGUCUGUUGAUCCCAUUACAAAAUUAAGCAAGCCCAGUAAUAAAGACUCUGCAGGUAAACCGGUGUGUGGUAAAGCAGCACGUUUGAAAGCUUCAGAAUCCGUACAUGUAAAACAACUUGCGACUCAUGAAUUAAGUGUUGAACAACAACUUUACUACAAAGAAAUCACGGAGGCCUGCGUUGGAAGUGAUGAAGCCAGACGGGCAGAAGCGUUACAAUCGUUGGCAUGUGACCCGGGACUGCACGAGAUGUUACCAAGAAUGUGCACAUUCAUUUCGGAAGGAGUUAAAGUAAAUGUUGUGCAAAAUAAUCUUGCACUUCUUAUAUACCUGAUGAGAAUGGUCAAAGCACUACUUGACAAUCAAUCCCUAUAUUUGGAAAAAUAUUUACAUGAACUGAUUCCUUCAGUUUCAACAUGCAUUGUAUCGCGGCAACUAUGCCUGCGACCAGAAAUGGAUAACCACUGGGCAUUGAGAGAUUUUGCAGCACGUCUCAUGGCACAAAUAUGCAAAACUUUUAAUACUUCUACUAAUAAUCUACAAACAAGAGUUACAAGAUUAUUUGCGAAGGCAUUGCAAUGUCCCUCUCAAACGAAUAAUGAAACUGGCAAUGGGCCAUCCAUGGUUACUACAAUGAAAGAGUCGGAGAAGACCCCUCUUGCAUCCCUGUAUGGUGCAGUACAAGGAUUGGCAGAGCUUGGUCCUGAAGUUGUUAAGGUGUUCAUUCUGCCGCGUGUUCGUUGGCUGGGCGAGCGCGUGGAGGGCGCGCUGAGCGGCAUCGGCGGCGCGGACCGGCUGGCGGCCGGCAACCUCAAGCACCAGCUGCUCAAGGUGCUCGCGCCAGUCGUGCGCCAGCUGCGCCAGCCGCCGGACGUGCCCGAUGACUACAAACGCGACUAUGGGUACCUGGGUCCGAGCCUGCAGCAGAUGGUGAUCAAGUUGCGCACGACGCCGGCGGCGGGUGGCGGUGGCGGGGCGGUGGCCGUGGUGUCGUGCACUCCGCCCCUCGUGCCGCACGCCCCGCCCGCGCCCUCGCCCUCUCCUUCGCCAGCGCCCUCUUCCGCUCCCUCUAAAGUUGCGGAGAGCGUGGCGCGUAACGUGGUGAUAUCGGCGCCCUCCACCCCGCCCCCGCAGAAGUUCGUCAUCGUCUCGCAGCAGAAGACUCCUCAAGCACAGGUGUCGAGUAGCGGCCACAUAGUGCACACCUCUCAGCCGACUAUAGUGCGCAGCCAAAACGUCCAGUCGGUGGUGGUGACGAGCGGACCGCCGGGCGGCGCGGGCGCAGGUGGGGGCGGCGCGGGGGGAGGGGCUCCGCCUCAGAAGUUGGUCGUGGUGGGCGUGCCGCCGCAGGGCUCCGCCUCCGCCGCACUACCGUCGCUCAGCCAGGCUCCGGUGUCGGUGAUGGCGAAGCCUGUGUUCGUGCGCGCGGGACAGCCUUCGCAGCCGCCGCCCGAACUGGACGACCUGUCGCACCUCGCCUAGACCACACCACAGUGACGUCAUCGCCUCAGCAUUGCCUAUUUGGGCUGCUAUCUAUUAUUCCACUUCUUUAGCAGUAAAGUAACAAAUAUAAGUUCAGACGUGGUUAAUUUAUGUUUUAGCUAAUCUAUAAAAGAUUUAUUUUUCUGUCAAACGUACUAUGUGUGAUUAUGUCUUUCCUUUGUAAAAAUAAAUCGUGUAAAAUUUACCAGGAAAAUUCUAAUCCUACAUUUGAAUGAUCAUAAAAUGAAUAGUUGUUAAGCACUGACUAAGAUUGACAAAAAUAACUAUUUCAUAAUAACAGAUAAUCAUUUUUAUUUAUUUUGAAUGACAACUUACUAUGGUGUGAUGGCGCAAUCAGCAAUUUACAAAUAAAAAUGUUUUGCACUUUUCAAUUUUUUCUUAACACCUUUACAUAAGAAUUCCGCAUAUCAGCAUACACAUGAUAAUGGAUGAAACUUUUUCCUUUUUAAUUAAACAUCAUACGUUCCAACAUAAUUUUUUGUAGUAAGUAAGUGAUUUUACCAACCGAUAUGACUACAGCAUUAGUGCAUCAAGAGCAAUUUUAACUGUGUGUUUCCACUUUAUAAAAACUUGUACAAAAGCAUAUCGUCGUCCUCCUGAUUUUUCUUGACAAAACACAGACUUUUUGGCAGUCGAAAUUCAAGUGAGAAUACAAUAAAACCGCUGUAACGAUUUUACUAAAAAUUUUGUUACAACUGUACCAAAUUAUAAAGUUUCAGGUUUUUGUUAUUUCAUUAGAUUUAAGAGUAAUUGUAUCAAAUGAUUUUCAAUAAAUGGUCUUUCGUAACACCCAUAAUU
Messenger RNA from Papilio machaon (common yellow swallowtail), 2900 nucleotides. It is a transcript of the gene Taf6, whose product is annotated as transcription initiation factor TFIID subunit 6. NCBI's taxonomy places the organism in Eukaryota, Metazoa, Arthropoda, Insecta, Lepidoptera, Papilionidae. Gene Ontology annotation, molecular function: protein heterodimerization activity; RNA polymerase II general transcription initiation factor activity; transcription coactivator activity. The transcript has 13 exons. Gene Ontology annotation, cellular component: SLIK (SAGA-like) complex; SAGA complex; transcription factor TFIID complex. The record is from RefSeq and is a predicted model, not a curated record. Gene Ontology annotation, biological process: transcription initiation at RNA polymerase II promoter; RNA polymerase II preinitiation complex assembly. Bases 129 to 2081 code for a protein of 650 amino acids.